UUAUUUAUGUAUUAUAUAACUUUGCUUCAAAUUUUCUAAGUAUAGUUUAUGUUUUACGGUUGCUGGAAAUAUUAGCAAGUAUGAAACAGAAAUUUAAAUAAUAAACGUUCCGAAAGUAAUAUCAAAUUAUGAGCAGCAAAAAGAUCUUGUAUAUUGGAGGACUUGCUGAGGAAGUUGAUGAUAAGAUUAUUCAAGCUGCGUUUAUUCCAUUUGGUGACAUUCUUGACAUUCAAAUACCUAUUGAUUACGAAACAUCAAAACAUCGUGGAUUUGCUUUCAUCGAAUUUGAAUUAGCUGAAGAUGCAGCUGCAGCAAUGGACAACAUGAAUGAGAGCGAGUUGUACGGUAGAACGAUACGUGUAAAUAUUGCGAAACCUAUGAAGAAUAAGGAAGGAUAUUCGCGCGCUGUAUGGAAUAGUGAUGAGUGGCUACAAGAACAUGCUGUGGGUGCUGAGAAAAAUGGGACCACAGAGAAAGGUGAUGAAAAAGAAAAAGGAGAAACAACUGAUGAGACAUCUGGUGAACCAGCUGCUAAGAAGAGGAGAAAGAAUCCAAAAUGUUAUAUUGAUGUUAGUAUGAAUGAUCAAUACACUGGCAGGAUUGUUGUGGAAUUGCGUGCUGAUGUUGUACCAAUGACUGCAGAGAAUUUCCGUUGUUUGUGCACGCAUGAAAAGGGAUUUGGUUUGCGUAAAAGUACUUUCCACAGAAUCAUACCGGGAUUUAUGUGUCAAGGUGGAGAUUUCACCAAACACGAUGGUACUGGAGGAAAAUCAAUAUAUGGUAAAAAAUUUGAAGAUGAGAAUUUUGUACUGACCCACACUGGACCAGGCAUUCUCUCCAUGGCGAAUUCCGGACCAAACAGCAAUGGUUCACAGUUUUUUAUUUGUACAGAAAAAACUGACUGGUUGGAUGGAAAGCAUGUUGUCUUUGGUAAGGUUGUCCAAGGCAUGGAAUUUGUGCGAAAAAUGGAGGGAGUUGGUUCCGACUCUGGUAAAACGAAGAAAAGAGUAGUUAUUGAAGAUUGUGGUGAAUUGAAGUGAAAAUGAUAGACACAUGGCAAGAAGCUGCAAACGAUUUGUUUUUAUGACAACUGUGAGCCCCCGCCAUCGUGUUACCAAAAUAACAGUGUAUUGGUCCUUUUAUGAGCACCCUCUGGUUGAAAUGGGUGGAGAAAAAUAGAUGUUGUUAAAAAAAAGACAGACAAAAAAAUAUGUGCAUUGAAGAUUUCUAUACGAAACAUUUUUUAAUCUGUUUUUAAUAAAUACCGAAACGAGA
Molecule: messenger RNA, 1275 nt
Organism: Hydractinia symbiolongicarpus
Lineage: Eukaryota; Metazoa; Cnidaria; Hydrozoa; Anthoathecata; Hydractiniidae
Product: peptidyl-prolyl cis-trans isomerase E-like
Exons: 9
Coding region: 129-1040 (303 amino acids)
Biological process (GO): protein folding; protein peptidyl-prolyl isomerization
Cellular component (GO): intracellular membrane-bounded organelle
Molecular function (GO): peptidyl-prolyl cis-trans isomerase activity; RNA binding
Source: RefSeq, a predicted model, not a curated record